Messenger RNA from Emys orbicularis (European pond turtle), 2739 nucleotides. It is a transcript of the gene SIK2, whose product is annotated as salt inducible kinase 2. Gene Ontology annotation, cellular component: cytoplasm. Gene Ontology annotation, biological process: protein phosphorylation; intracellular signal transduction. The record is from RefSeq and is a predicted model, not a curated record. Lineage: Eukaryota; Metazoa; Chordata; Testudines; Emydidae. Gene Ontology annotation, molecular function: ATP binding; protein serine/threonine kinase activity.
AUGGUAAUGGCCGAGCCCCGGCUGCCCCCCCCGCUGCUGCCCCGCGGGCCCGGGCCCGUCCGCGUCGGGUUCUACGACAUCGAGGGCACGCUGGGGAAGGGCAACUUCGCCGUGGUGAAGCUGGGGCGGCACCGGAUCACGCGCAGCGAGGUGGCAAUAAAAAUAAUUGACAAAUCUCAGCUGGAUGCAGUGAACCUGGAAAAGAUCUAUCGAGAAGUGCAGAUAAUGAAAAUGCUCGACCACCCGCACAUAAUAAAACUCUACCAGGUGAUGGAGACCAAAAGCAUGUUGUACCUUGUGACAGAAUAUGCCAAAAACGGAGAAAUUUUUGAUUACCUUGCCAACCAUGGCCGUCUGAGUGAGCCCGAGGCCAGGCGCAAAUUCUGGCAAAUCCUCUCUGCGGUGGAAUAUUGUCAUAGCCGAAAGAUUGUGCACCGUGACCUCAAGGCUGAAAAUCUCCUGCUCGACAACAACAUGAACAUCAAAAUAGCAGAUUUUGGGUUUGGAAAUUUCUAUAAAAGUGGUGAGCCUCUCACCACCUGGUGUGGAAGCCCCCCGUAUGCAGCCCCGGAAGUCUUUGAAGGGCAGCAGUAUGAAGGACCCCAGCUGGAUAUCUGGAGCAUGGGUGUAGUUCUUUAUGUUCUAGUCUGUGGAGCGUUACCUUUCGAUGGACCUACACUCCCUAUUCUGAGACAACGGGUUCUGGAAGGAAGGUUCAGGAUCCCCUAUUUCAUGUCAGAAGAGUGUGAGCACCUGAUCAGGAGAAUGCUGGUCCUAGACCCAUCCAAGAGAUUGACAGUUGCUCAGAUUAAGGAGCAUAAAUGGAUGCUAAUAGAAGUUCCUGUGCAGAGACCCAUUCUCUAUCCACAAGGACAGGAGAACGAGCCUUCCAUUGGAGAGUAUAAUGAGCAGGUUUUGCGGCUGAUGCACAGCCUUGGAAUAGACCAACAGAAAACUAUUGAGUCUCUGCAGAACAAGAGUUAUAACCACUUUGCUGCUAUCUAUUACCUGUUAGUGGAGAGACUCAAGUCACAUCGGAGUAGCUUCCCUGUGGAGCAGAGACUCGAUGCUCGUCAGCGUCGGCCAAGCACCAUUGCUGAACAAACAGUCGCCAAGACACAAGCUGCGGUGCCCCCAGUGAACCUGCGUUCACAGAAUGUAAGGCUGCUGAGGUCUCCGGGCCUCCCGCCAGCUCCAGAAGCCUUCUCCUUUCCCCCAUCCAGCUGCCACGUAGAGUCAGCAUUCAUGGAAGAAGAAAGAGUCGAUACCCCAAAGGUAAACGGCUGCUUGCUAGAUCCCUUGCCCCCAAUGGUGAUUAGGAAAGGAUGCCAGUCACUGCCUACUAGCAUGAUGGAAACGUCUAUUGAUGAGGGGAUAGAGACAGAAGGCGAAUCAGAAGACGAUCCCGCGCAGGCAUUUGCAGCCCUCCAAGCAACCCGCUGUGGGAAAAGACGUCACACUCUGGCAGAAGUGACCAACCAGCUUGUCAUGAUGCCAGGCAUAGGGAAAGUCUACUCCUUGGAUGAGAAUCCAUCUUUGGGCAGCAUUGACUCAGAAUAUGAUAUGGGAUCUUUUCAGAGGGAUCUUAACUUCCUUGAGGACAAUCCUACACUGAAAGAAAUGGUGCUGGCCAACCAGUCAGCACCCAGAAUGACACCCCCUUUCAUAGGCCUGAGACCUGCCAAUCCAGCCAUGCAGGCACUGACCUCCCAGAAACGAGAGGCCCACAACCGCUCCCCCGUCAGUUUCCGAGAGGGGCGCAGGGCAUCUGACACAUCCCUCACACAAGGAAUUGUAGCAUUUAGACAGCACCUUCAGAAUCUGGCACGAACCAAAGGAAUCCUGGAGCUGAAUAAAGUCCAGCUGCUAUAUGAACAGAUGGGAUCAGAAGAAGAGCCCAACCUAACAUCAACUGCUCCCCACUUGCAGAAUCUUGUAAACAGCCCCCCUCAGGAGGAAGCUUCUCAGCAGCAGGAGACUGUAUCUGCCUUCCCUAAUGGCGUGCAUCCACAGUUAUUAUCCAGACGGCAGAGCUUAGAAACACAGUACUUGCAACACAGACUGCAGAAACCCAGCCUGCUGUCAAAAGCCCAGAAUACCUGCCAGCUGUACUGCAAAGAACUGCCCCGAAGCCUGGAACAGCAGUUACAAGAGCACAGGCUGCAUCAGAAGAGACUCUUCCUCCAGAAGCAGUCCCAGCUGCAGGCUUAUUUUAACCAGAUGCAAAUAGCUGAAAGCUCCUACCCAAGCUCAAGUCAACUGCCACUUCCAGGCCAGGAGGAGCAGCAGCCGCCGCCGCCACAGUUCAGCCUGGCACAGCCCUUGAGCCCUGUAAUGGAGCCUUCCUCAGAACAAAUGCAAUACGACCCUUUCCUUAGCCAGUAUCAGAAACUGCAGCUGGAGUCAUUGCCGCCAUCACAGAUCCACAGCUCACCUCGGCUGCCAUCGCAGAUUCAUGUGCAGCAGCCACCACCGCCGCCCUUACAAUAUUCCUAUCAGACUUGUGAAUUGCCAGUCGUCCCCUCUUCUGAGCCAGACUACCCAAACCAGUGCCAGUAUUCCAUGAACCCAGCCCAGCAAAGCAAUGUAGCAUCACCAGAUAGCCAGAGGAGCUCAGCCUCUCAUGAGUCUCAGUCCAACUAUGAGGCGUUAGCCCUUUCAGAGUUGCCAGGACUUUUUGAUUGCGAAAUGAUGGAGACUGUUGACCCCCAACAUAGUGGCUAUGUCUUGGUGAAUUAG